AUGGAUUUAUCACAACAACAAGAAAGUACUGAAGAAUUUCAUUUAUCAUCAGCAAUGAAUUUAAAUGAUAAUACAUACAAUCAUUUGGAAACAUCUCAACAUAUGAAUCAAUAUCCUAUUUACAAAGAUUCAUAUCCACCUUCCAUCAAGUCAAUUCGUAUUGUUAAUAAAUAUUUACCUGCUUCUCAACCACCUUCACGUAAAAUAAUCAUUGAACGACAAGUACCACUUCCACAAAAACCUCAACCUAUUAUUAUUGAAAAAUGGCUUUCUUAUCGAGCAUCACCUAAACGACGUAUUAUUAUUGAAUCAACACCACCAUUAAUAUCAAGAUCUCCACAAAAAAAAUACUGUUAUUACAUAUGA
Messenger RNA from Adineta steineri, 366 nucleotides. NCBI's taxonomy places the organism in Eukaryota, Metazoa, Rotifera, Eurotatoria, Adinetida, Adinetidae. The record is from the annotation of a GenBank genome assembly.